Molecule: messenger RNA, 2151 nt
Organism: Paramuricea clavata
Lineage: Eukaryota; Metazoa; Cnidaria; Anthozoa; Malacalcyonacea; Plexauridae
Source: the annotation of a GenBank genome assembly
AUGGAUGACAUCAUCAUUUAUGGAUCAACCCCACAAGAACAUGAUCAAAGGUUGGAAGCAACAAUGAAAGCUGUGAAAGAAGUUGGACUGAAACUUCAAAAAGCAAAAUGCGAAGUGGGUGUACAACAGUUGACUUACCUGGGGGACACAAUUUCGGCUGAGGGAUUGAAACCUGAUCAGAGAAAAGUUGAGGCAAUCCAGAACAUGGAAAGACCUGGAAACAAAACAGACCUCCAGAGAUUCCUAGGUAUGAUUAAUUAUCUUGCUAGAUACAUACCAGAUUUAUCCACUAGAACAAUGCCAUUAAGAAAGUUGUUAGACCAGAAGGUGUUGUGGAUGUGGGACAAUGAGCAAGAGAAAGCAUGGAAAGAAUUGAAGGAACUUGUUUCAAGCGAACCUGUGUUAAAGUUCUACGAUCCAAACAAGCCCAUAAAGAUUUCAACCGAUGCAAGUAGGAGUGGCUUAGGAGCAGUACUGCAGCAGCUACAUGGUGAAAAUUGGCUUCCAGUAGCAUAUGCAUCGAGGUCAGUUACAGAUUGUGAGAGCAGAUAUGCAACAAUUGAACUUGAGACACUAGGCAUGACAUUUUCUUGUGAAAGAUUCCACCAGUACAUAUACGGUCAAGAAUUCGAAAUAGAGACAGACCACAAACCAUUAGUGUCAAUUUUCAAAAAAUCACUAAUUGAUAGCCCACCACGAAUACAGCGGUUGAGAUUACGAUUACAGAAAUAUGAUUUCAAACUUUCGUACGUUCCUGGUAAGUGGAUGCAUACACCAGAUGCAUUAUCCAGAGCACCCCUGAAGCUGGCAAGUAAGUCAGACCACCAUAUUGAAGCUCAUGUUGAUGGAAUCAUAGCAGUGCUACAAGUCACAGAUGAGAAACUAAAAGAGAUUAAAGAGGAAACCCAAAAGGACAAAACAAUGAUAUCACUUCAAAAUACUAUCAUGCAAGGUUGGCCCAAUGAAAGACCCAAUACUUCUAACGAACUUCAUGCUUAUUGGAACAUUAGAGAUGAAUUAUCGGUACACCAAGGGCUGAUACUAAAAGGGUCAAAGAUUGUAAUUCCAACAAAGAUGAGAAAAGAAAUCCUAAUAAAAAUUCAUGCUGGUCAUCAGGGCAGAGAGAAAUGCAAGCAACGUGCCAGACAAGUAGUAUUCUGGCCUGGAAUCAACAGUGACAUUGAUAAUAUAGUUGAGAGUUGCGAGACAUGCCAACAUCACCAGCAUAACCACCAGAAAGAACCAUUAAAGCCAUAUCCAGUUCCAACCCGUCCCUGGCAAGUGGUCGGCACAGAUCUCUGUGAAAUCAACAAGAAAGAAUAUCUUGUCAUUGUGGAUGCAUAUUCCAGCUAUCCGGAAGUGAUACCUCUAUCAAGCCAAAGCAGUAAAGCUGUGAUUAAAGGUAUGAAAGUAACUUUCGCCAGACAUGGCAUUCCUGAUAUUGUUCAUAGUGACAAUGGACCAUGUUACAGUAGUCAAGAGUUUGCUGAUUUCAAGACCAAAUGGGGAUUUAAACAUGUUACCAGUAGUCCUCAUUUCCCGUCCUCUAAUGGGUUAGUCGAGAAGGCUGUCCAGACAGUAAAGAAUAUUAUAAGCAAAUCAAUUGAAAGCGGAACAGACCCGUAUCUCGGACUGUUAGCAUAUAGAUCAACACCACUUGACAACCAUAAGUCACCAGCUGAGUUACUGAUGGGAAGAACACUUAAAACAGAUCUUCCAGUUGUAGAAAACCAGCUCAAUGUUAAAGAUUCCAAAGCAGUUGUUGCAUGGAAAACAAAGAAAAAAGAAAUCCAGAAGGCUUAUCAUGACAGAGAAGCCAAACCUUUGCCACCACUGAAGCAAGGUGAGAUGGUGAGAAUCUACGACCAAAAGAAGUUGAUGUGGGGAGAAAAGGCAACGGUGAAAGAAAAGAUUGCAAUUCGUUCGUACAUAGUGGAAACCAAGGACAAAGUUCAAUACAGACGAAACAGGAAACAAUUGAGAAAAAUUACCUCGGAAGUCGAAGACGGAAAUGAUAAAAAUGUAAGCACAACGAAACGAGCGGAGAAACAAGUCGAGACAAAGUCGUUACCCUCGAAUGAAGUAUCAAGAGACAGAUCAAGAUAUGGUAGAACAAUAAAGAAACCUCGUAGAUAUGAACAAUACACUUAA